AUGGAGUGGCUGAGGGCAGCGGCGGCGUACCUGUGGAAUUUCCGCUACCUCCCUCUGAAAUACAGAUGGCCACUGAUCAAGCUCCGACGCCGCCUGCUGCCAUCCCAGUCGCCGCUCGGCCUGCGCCGCUCCCUCCGCUACGCGCGCGCCCUUCAGUAUCCUGCACCCGCGAGCCCGGCCCUCUUCGUCCUCGGCCUCUUGUGGCCGUUUCCAACGUGGCAGUUUGCUGCCACGCUUCCGCUGCCACCGCGGCGCAUCGCCGCGGACCCGAAAUCGGUGGACCGACGCGCGCACGACCUACAGCUCCUACGCAUCAUGCCUCUGUGGCGCCACCGCGACACGCCGCUGCGGGCACUGUACCGCAUCUACGAGGCCGUCUGCGCGCGGGACGGAGAUCUCAUCGCGUCCGAGACGCAGUACUUUUGGGGUCAAACGAAUUGGGCAACAGCCGACAUCCCAGAUCCCAGGUGCGCAGACGAGGAGCAAUACGCCGUCCUGGCGGCCACGGCGGAAACUCUUGUCGAAUGCUUCAACUGGAGAAUACAGCUGGGACUGCGGCGCGACGACCCUCUAUUUAUAAAACUUUACAAGGAGCCACUUCCCGCUUCUCCUGAAGCGUAUCCAUCAUGGACAUCGACGGCAGGACCACUCCCGAAGAAAUUGUUACUUGGUGCAAGAAGUGCUUAUGUGGAAAGUCCAUUUCACCGGCGCAACAUUUUCAUAGCUACCGGCGACUUUUACUCUGUAUAA
This is a messenger RNA of Cordyceps militaris CM01, 750 nucleotides long. RefSeq lists its product as uncharacterized. Bases 1 to 750 code for a protein of 249 amino acids. The transcript has a single exon. NCBI's taxonomy places the organism in Eukaryota, Fungi, Ascomycota, Sordariomycetes, Hypocreales, Cordycipitaceae. The record is from RefSeq and is a predicted model, not a curated record.